Frankliniella occidentalis (western flower thrips) is the source of this 630-nucleotide messenger RNA. RefSeq names its product WW domain-binding protein 11-like. The transcript has 3 exons. The record is from RefSeq and is a predicted model, not a curated record. NCBI's taxonomy places the organism in Eukaryota, Metazoa, Arthropoda, Insecta, Thysanoptera, Thripidae. The coding region runs from base 157 to 468 and encodes 103 amino acids.
CCCGCCGCCCCGCUUCAAACACGCAUGUCGUGUUUGAGCUGCUCUACCGUAUUUACCAUGCUACUUUGAUUUCCAAGCGCUGCUGCCAUUACACACAUUCCACUGUGGUUGUCCCCUCUGCUGAUCCGGACACGGGUGCGCUCCGCAAAGUAGCCUAUGUUUAGACCUACAACUUAUGCCACCGCGCCCCUCUACCUCUCGGAGCGCGGCGUCAACCUCAACGGCCUCGUCUCCUUCGCCGACUCCCUCCAGAGGUUCACGCCCAUCACCGGGGCGGUGGCGGGGCGCGGUGCAGAUCUGUCGCCUCCACCGGGGCCACCGCCCAGCCCAGCCGCCCAGCCGCCCGGUCGCCCGGUCGCCCUGCCGCCCUGCCGUCCUGUCGCCCUGCCACCCUGCCGCCCUGCCGCCCUGCCGCCCUGCCGCCCUGCCGCCCUGCCGCGCGCACUAUUAGAGGAAGCUCUGAAUUGAUGUGGACGUUGCGCCGCCGCUCGCUGCGCCCUGCGGUCGCUGUCGGCCGCUGUCGCCGUCCUGGUCUGAGAAAAGGGGCCGCCCGGAUCGGACACGACGUGGUCGCGGAGGUGAAUAAGCUCGGCGGGAAUACGGGAAGGAAUGACGGGAAGCCGGGAGGGG